This is a messenger RNA of Dioscorea cayenensis subsp. rotundata (Guinea yam), 532 nucleotides long. RefSeq names its product sm-like protein LSM3B. Gene Ontology annotation, biological process: mRNA splicing, via spliceosome; P-body assembly. Lineage: Eukaryota; Viridiplantae; Streptophyta; Magnoliopsida; Dioscoreales; Dioscoreaceae. The record is from RefSeq and is a predicted model, not a curated record. Gene Ontology annotation, molecular function: RNA binding. Gene Ontology annotation, cellular component: precatalytic spliceosome; catalytic step 2 spliceosome; Lsm1-7-Pat1 complex.
UUCAAACGCACCGCAUCUUUGUUUUUCAAAAAAGUUUUUAGAUUUAGGUUUUGCUUAAGCUUCAGAGUUGGUGGAGGAGAAGAAGCCGAAGGGGAGAGAGAGAUCUCUAGAGUAAGAAGGAUCAAUGGCAGCGGAGGAAGAGAGCACCGUGAAGGAGCCCUUGGAUCUAAUCCGUCUCAGUCUCGACGAACGCAUAUAUGUCAAGCUUCGUUCCGAUCGUGAACUCCGCGGCAAGCUCCAUGCUUAUGAUCAGCAUUUGAAUAUGAUUCUUGGGGAUGUUGAAGAAAUAAUCACAACUGUUGAAAUUGAUGAUGAAACUUAUGAAGAGAUUGUUCGGACAACAAGGCGAACAGUACCUUUUCUUUUUGUCAGAGGAGAUGGUGUCAUAUUGGUUUCUCCUCCAUUGAGGACAGCCUGAUAGUCUCUUUGUAAUCUGAAGUCUUGAAUUAACAUUUGUUCCUUCGGCUUCCAGCAGGAGUUCUACUUUUGUCCAAUUUGCUAUGUCCAAAGCAGCAGUCCUGCAGAACUAAUU